This is a messenger RNA of Cynara cardunculus var. scolymus (artichoke), 2842 nucleotides long. RefSeq names its product nuclear intron maturase 1, mitochondrial. The record is from RefSeq and is a predicted model, not a curated record. NCBI's taxonomy places the organism in Eukaryota, Viridiplantae, Streptophyta, Magnoliopsida, Asterales, Asteraceae. The coding region runs from base 271 to 2316 and encodes 681 amino acids. The transcript has 3 exons. Gene Ontology annotation, biological process: mRNA processing.
GACCGCCGGCUGCUGCUUCUUCAGGCCUUGCCGACGGCGAGCGUCUCCCCACGUCUCCGGUCGCAUCUGACUGAACUCCCUCUUCUCUGACUUCAAUCGGCAAUCAACUCUUUUCUUUUGCGGUUCAGGAAGAAACCUAUGACAGCUGCCACAUUUUCUACCUGUAUUAGUUGUUGCUUGUAUAAAGCUUGAUCACAUCAUGGGAUCCAUAAAGGAAUGUCCUUGUGGCUGUAAUGGGGUCUGUUCGUGAGGUCACUCUUUGCAUUGUCGAUGUUACUUGGGACUAAACUCAAACACCUUUCCUGCAUCCCCAUCAUCCGCACCUUCUCACACUUCUCCACUCCCCACCACCGUCAGCGCCAUCAACCACCACCUCCCCAACAAGACCCGUACACUCUUUUAAAAGAGGACCCAAUUCAAGUCCUAUCUGAUUUGUGGGUCCGAACCUUCUCAAACCAAAACCGAACCCACUUCUCCAACCUCACCGGUUUCCUCUCCAAACUUGACCUAUGGCUCUUAGCCUACCAACGCACCUGCGCCCAUUUCACCGGAUCUUUCCCAUCGCGCAACGCCAUCCAAUCCCACGUCCUCACUGACCUCCUCUCUCUCCGCAACGCCGUUGUGCAGGGUCAGUUUCAGUGGAACAUGAAAACCCAUCCUUACAUUCAAAACCCUAAUGAUAAAACCCCCUUUUCGAAGCUUUCGAAUCGCAAACUUCGUACGAUUUCAAACUCUGAUGACUCUCCAUUUCAAGAUUCCGUGGUUCAAGAAGUGCUUUUAAUGAUUCUGGAGCCAGUUUUUGAGCCUAGCUUUUCGUCCAAAUCACACGCCUUUCGCCCCCAGAGGAACGCCCAUACAGUAAUUCGAACAAUCAGGAGCAAUUUUGCUGGAUAUGUAUGGCUCUUAAGAGGUGAUCUAACCAUACUUUUUGACAACUUCGAUGUCGAUUUGAUGAUGGGAUUUGUUGAGAAAGGUGCGAAGGAUCAGAAAGUAUUGAAUUUAAUCAAAUCAGGACUAAAAGGGUUACCGAAAUCGGUUCAACCUUCCAAUGAUCAGAAAUUCUGGAGGAAGAAAACGAAGAAUCUAAAGAGAAAAAAGAUUCUUGAUGAGGAUGAAGCGAAACCCGACCCUUAUUGGCUAAGAACCUUCUACGAUUUUGCACCUGAGGAAGCUGCUAAGGUACCGAAUUAUGGUUAUUGUGGAAUAUUAAGUCCUUUACUUGCUAAUAUUUGUCUUAACGAAUUAGACCACAUGAUGGAGGAGAAAAUCCUUGGCUUUUUUCGGUUAUCCGAUGAUAAUUCAUUAAUGAAUAAUCCAUCAUGGCCUGAGUUUGUUCGUGGGGGUGGGAAAGAUAAGACUAAAAAGAUGGAUUAUAUUCGAUACGGGGGUCAUUUCUUGAUCGGGAUUAGAGGUCCAAGAUCGGAUGCAGUGGAAAUUAGGAACGACAUAAUCGAGUUUUGUGCAAGCAAAUACGGGUUAAAAUUAGAUGAAUCGAAGGUGGAGAUCGAACAUGUAACUAGAGGGGUUCAGUUCUUGGAUCAUGUAAUUAGUCAGAGAGUAAUUUAUCCAAAUAUUCGUUUCGCAUCGAACGGUGGUCAUAUUGUGACUCAAAAAAGUGUCGGUGUUUUACUUUCAGUUACCGCUAGCUUACAGCAGUGCAUACGACAGUUUCGACGGCUAAAAUUUGUUAAGGGUGAUAAAGAUCCCGAGCCAUUACCAUGUUCUCCAAUGCUUUAUUGUGGUCAAGCUCAAACCAAUUCACAGAUGAAUAAGUUUCUUGAAACAAUGGCUGAUUGGUAUCAGUUUGCAGAUAACCGGAAAAAGGUUGUUGGUUUCUGUGCGUACGUGAUUCGAAGCUCCGUGGCUAAAUUAUACGCUGCUCGAUAUAAAAUGAAAUCACGAGCGAAGGUGUUCAAGAAAGCAUCACGCGAUCUCAGCCGUCCACUUAGGCAGAGUAUGGAUAAUCGGACUCCAGAGUAUGCAGAACUAUUAAGGUUAGGACUUGCUGAUGCUAUUGAAGGAAUUAGAUUCUCUCAUAUGUCUAUGAUUCCUUCGUGCGAUUAUACCCCGUUUCCGAGGAACUGGAUUCCGGAUCACGAGCGGGUAUUGCUUGAUUAUAUCAAAUUACAAGAUCUAAAAUUCUUUAGUCAGCUACAAAGAUCAGUGAAAGAACAAAGCCUGAGUUUGCCUCAAGACAUGCUAGGUGAGAUUGUAUGGGACUACAAAACUCUUGGAGCACGAAAUCGAGGUUUUAGAAAAGGGACAAAACCAAACGAACCCAGUACAUCCUACCUAAAGGUGGGAUCUAGAGAGUAGGAUGUACGCAGAUCUGACCUCUAUUCUAAAGAAUAGAACGGUUUCCUUGAAGACCCAUGAUUGUGAAAGAUGUGUGAAGAAAGGGACAAGACCAAACGAUCCCAGUAUAUCUUACCUAAAGGUGGGAUAUGUAGAGUAAGGUGUACGAAGAUUUGGCCUCUAUCCCAAAAAAAUAAAACAAUUAUUUCCUUGAAGACUCCAGGAUUGUGAAAGAUGUGUGAAAAAAGGGACAAAACCAAACGGACCAGCAUGUAUUACUUGUAGGUGGAUAUGUAGGGUAAAAUGUACGCAGAUCUGACCUUUGUCUCUAAGAAUAGAGCGGUUGUUUCUGUGAAGACCCCUGGAUUGUGAAAAAUGUGUGAAGAAAGGGAAACAAGAGUUUUCAAAAGUUACAAGCAUGUGGUAUUUUCAUAAGUCCCUUUUCUUCUAACCUUGUGUAUAUGCUACAAUUCUAAAGGAUUCUUAUGUGCAUUCAAAUUCAUGUGUGAAUAAUUGUUGUUGUAUAUGUAUUGGAUUAUAUGUUCAU